Messenger RNA from Triticum turgidum subsp. durum (durum wheat), 1431 nucleotides. The record is from the annotation of a GenBank genome assembly. NCBI's taxonomy places the organism in Eukaryota, Viridiplantae, Streptophyta, Magnoliopsida, Poales, Poaceae.
AUGAAAGGUGGAGAAGGGCAGCGUGAAGCUAGAGCACAACAUGUCUGCGAGCUUGUCCACUGUCGGCUGUUGGUCAGAAAUAGGUGUUGCUGCCUUGGACCAUGGGAAGAGAACCACCAGCAGGGCGAGGAGCACGUCCACCCAGCUUGCAUCAUCCUUGAGCCCGAUGUCCUCAUGUCCUGCAGUCCGGAGGCUAACCUACCAUACCACUGCAGAGGAGGAGGUGACAAUGCUGGCAAUUUUUUGGAUGAAAAUUGGAACGGGAUAGGGGAGAGGAAGGUGCAGCGGAAAGAGAAAGAAACCGAGAGGCGCAGCAUCAUGGGUGCCGGAGGCAGGAUGGCGGAGAAGGAGCGGGAGAAGCAGGAACUGCUCGGCCGCACGGGCGCCGGCGCGGCCUUCCAGCGCUCACCGAUGGACAAGCCGCCGUUUACGCUGGGCCAGAUCAAGAUGGCAAUCCCGCCUCACUGCUUCCAGCGCUCCCUGGUCAAGUCCUCCUCCUACUUGGUCCAUGACCUCGUCAUCGUCGCGGCGCUCCUGUACGCCGCGCUGGUCUGGAUCCCAGCCCUCCCAGGCAUGCUUCAGCUGGGCGCCUGGCCGCUCUACUGGAUCGCGCAGGGCUGCAUCAUGUUCGGCGUCUGGGUGGAUAUCAUCGGCCUGGUGCUCCACUCAUGGCUGCUCGUCCCCUACUUCUCGUGGAAGCACAGCCACCGCCGCCACCACUCCAACACCGGGUCGCUGGAGCGCGACGAGGUGUUCGUCCCAAGGCCGAAAGAGGCGCUGCCGUGGUACACCCCCUAUAUCCACGACAACCCCGUCGUCCAUGUGGUGCUCAUCGUCGUGCAGCUCACCCUUGGGUGGUAUAUGUACCUGUCGCUCAACACCUGGCGCCGCCCGUACCCGCGCUUCGCCUGCCAUUUCGACCCCUACAGCCCGAUCUACAACGACCGGGAGCGCGCCCAGAUUUUCAUCUCAGACGUCGGCGUGCUGGCCGUGUCGUUCGCCAUGUUGAAGCUCGUGUCGACGUUCGGGUUCUGGUGGGUGGUGCGGGUCUACGGCGUGCCGCUGAUGAUCGUGAACGCGUGGCUGGUCCUGGUCACCUACCUGCACCACACCCAUCCGGCGCUGCCGCACUACGACUCGACGGAGUGGGACUGGCUGCGGGGGGCGCUCGCCACCAUGGACCGCGACUACGGCAUCCUCAACCGCGUGUUCCACAACAUCACGGACACGCACAUCUUGCACCACCUAUUCUCCAACAUACCGCACUACCACGCCAUGGAGGCCACCAAGGCGAUCAAGCCCAUCCUCGGCGAGUACUAUCAGUUAGACGCCACCCCCCUCGCUAAGGCCACAUGGCGCGAGGCCAAGGAGUGCCUGUACAUCGAGCGCGAGGACAGCAAGGGGAUCUUCUGGUACAGCAACAAGUUCUAG